AUGAAGCGUUCUUCUUCAGAAAAUGGAGAAUGUUCAAGAAUCACUCAACCACAAAAGAGGAACCGAACACGCUCGGGAACGGUAGAGGGAAGGGUAGAUCUUGAUCGUCUUGACUGUCCUAUUUGUUACCAGCCAUUCACUGUCCCAAUCUUUCAGUGUGACAACGGACAUGUAGUUUGCGGUGUUUGCCGUCCUAAUCUGAAUCUGGAUAAAUGUCCAUUCUGUGCUUUGCCCAUUGGUAACAAUCGCUGCAGAGCAAUGGAGAGCAUUCUUGAAUCAGUCACUGUCCCAUGCCGAAACGCCCACUUAGGCUGCACAAAGUAUGUUCCUUACGGGAGAGAAGAAUCAAAUCACGAGAAGGAACAUUGCAAGUUCUCUCAAUGUUCUUGCCCUGAGGCUGAGCUCGAACAUUGCAAACACACCGGCGUCUACAACGAAAUCUACUUCCACUACAUGGUUUAUCACUUGUUGAAAGACGAUUGUUUCUUCACUUUUGGUGAAUCCAAGAAAGUGCGGAUGCUUAUAAGCGAAAAGAGUUUGGUUCUCAAAACGCUUCUCAGGAGUUUAAUGUUCGUGAUGCAAUGUAUCAGGGAGCCUAAUGGUGUUUAUGUGAUGAUAAGCUUUCUUGCACCGACGUCUCCGGAAGUUGAGAAGUUCUCUUAUCGGCUCUCGUACUCUUACAAUGGGGAAGAAACUCAUACUCAUGGACCGUUGGAGAUGAAGAAUGUUCUUAAAGUGAGUUUUCAGAUCCCUCAAGAGAAAGAAGAUGCCAUGUUUCUUCCUAACAGGUUCUUGCGUGGCGAUGAAUUGGAGUUGGAGCUCUGUAUUAAGGAAGUUGUUUAA
Messenger RNA from Microthlaspi erraticum, 843 nucleotides. The record is from the annotation of a GenBank genome assembly. NCBI's taxonomy places the organism in Eukaryota, Viridiplantae, Streptophyta, Magnoliopsida, Brassicales, Brassicaceae.